This is a messenger RNA of Vicia faba (fava bean), 993 nucleotides long. NCBI's taxonomy places the organism in Eukaryota, Viridiplantae, Streptophyta, Magnoliopsida, Fabales, Fabaceae. The record is from the annotation of a GenBank genome assembly.
AUGGAUAUGGAGAUGGAAGGCGAGAAAAUCUUCGAGGUCGACCUCGGUAACCUAAUGGCGUCCGACUCUCAUCACGCAUUUCCCUCCCAACAACAAUCCAGGGUUGAACUGGUGAACGAGUGUUUGCAGAAAGGUACUGAGUUAGUUCAAGCUAUUGCUGAUUCUCUCUUUACUUUGCCAUCUACUGAAGAUAUUGAUGGACCACUUGUUAAGUUGCCUCCACCAACUACCAAAUUACCCAGAGAGAAACAUUUGCCAAGGCCUAAGCCUCCGACUAAAUGGGAAGCUUUUGCACAAAAGAAAGGCAUUAAGAAUAGGAAGAAGGACAAGGUUGUAUUUGAUGAGCAAUCUGGAACCUGGAAACGCAGACAUGGAUAUGAUCGUGCCAAUGAUGAAGAAGCUAUACCUAUUAUUGAAGCUAAACCAACUGAUGAUCCAGAUGAGGAUCCUUUUGCCAAAAGAAGAGAAAACAAAAAGGGAAGAGUUGAUAAACAGGAGAAAAAUCGGCUACAAAACUUGAAGAAUGCUGCAAAGUUUGGGGCUUUACCCAGCCAUGUUCAGUUGGCUGCUACAUCUUUGCCCAUAACAGGAACACAGGCAGCACCAAAGAAAGCUACCAAGGAUGAAUUGGGCAAUGUAGCAGGAAUUGCAGCAACUGCCACAGCUAGUGGUGGGAAAUUUGACAAGAAAUUGCCAGGAGAAAAACCUGCACAACAUAAAGGAAAAUACCGAAAGUUCUUGCCGGUGGCAGAAGGAACAGGGAUCGGAUCAAUGGAGAGGGAGCAAACUGAAAAAAUAUUGAACAAGAUCAUGUCCAAGAAUAACCACGAUAUACUCAAUGUUAACAAGGCUGUAACAGUGCACAAUGUGAAGAAAGAGAAAAACAGGAAGAGUGAUAAAUCCAAGGCUUCAUCAAGCAACAAAUUGAAACCUCAAAAGAAGUCUUUUAAGAAGAAGGGACAUGCAAAGAAAGGCAACCCAAAAGCACAGUAA